GAUCGCACAGUUUGUGCUGCGGAUGAUCACGAUAACAAACAAUUUACAGACAAAGAGGUGUAUCUUGAUAUGACAAAGGAUGGAGAUCCACUUGGUCGAAUCACUAUCCAGCUGUACAGUGAUGUUCCUAAAACUUCACAGAAUUUCUAUGCUCUCACCACUGGUAUUUGUGGCUAUGGGUACAAGGGCAGCACUUUCCAUCGGAUCAUCCCAGGUUUUAUGUGUCAGGGUGGGGAUUUCACACAUCACAAUGGAAUGGGUGGAAGAAGCAUCUAUGGGUCCACUUUCAAGGAUGAGAAUUUCCUGCACAGGCACACUGGAUGUGGCGUAGUAUCCAUGGCAAACAGUGGCCCUAAUACAAACAACUCUCAGUUCUUUAUAUGCUUUGCUGAAACCAAAUGGUUGGAUGGCAAGCACGUUGUCUUUGGCAGAGUAAUAGAUGGACUGGACGUUGUAAAGAGUAUAGAAAAAUGUGGAACGAACAGUGGAAAACCAUUACACAAGAUUGUUAUUGCGGACUGUGGGGAAGUUGUUAAGACGCAUACACAUGAAAACUUGUGA
Molecule: messenger RNA, 561 nt
Organism: Candidula unifasciata
Lineage: Eukaryota; Metazoa; Mollusca; Gastropoda; Stylommatophora; Geomitridae
Source: the annotation of a GenBank genome assembly